AUGAAACAAACAGCUGUACAGCUGAACUGGACCUUCACCCACAUCAGCAGCUACGGUAGAGACAUCUACCAUUACGUAGGGCAGGACAUUGCUAUUUCUGAAUCCAUAGACUCCUUCGGAGCAGUGAUGUGGCCAGCUGCUUUGGCUUUGUGCUACUUCCUGGACAACAACAGACACUUGGUGAACCUGCAGGGGAGGAAGGUCCUCGAGCUCGGAGCAGGAACAGGACUGGUGACCAUCGUGGCCAGUCUGCUGGGAGCUUCAGUCACAGCUACUGACUUACCAGAUGUGCUGAGUAACCUCCGGGCCAAUGUGAUGAGGAACACUAAGGGCUGCAGACACACUCCCCAGGUGGCAGCUCUGUCGUGGGGCUACGACCUGGAGGACAGCUACCCUUCAUCUGUCUGCCGGUACGACUACGUGCUGGCUGCUGAUGUGGUCUACCAUCACGACUUCCUGGACGAGCUCCUGGCCACCAUGAAGCAUUUCUGCAGACCAGGAACGACUAUUAUCUGGGCCAACCUGGUCAGGUUUGUGACUGAUCUGACUUUCACUGAGAACUUUAAAAAGGCCUUCAACACGAGUGUACUGGCUGAAGAUGGAGAGAUGAAGAUCUUUAUGGCAACCUACAGAAAGUACGAGAGAGGACAUGUUUGAAGCAGUUUAAAUCUGACAGUAGACUAGCUGUGUAGAUGUUCUUUUUACAUUUUGUGUAGGACAGCAUUCUGUGAAAUAUCAGAGGAAUAUCAGUUUGGAUCUGCUCAGGCUUUAGUAUUCAUGUGCAGGUUACGAGUUUUCACCCAUUAGAUG
Messenger RNA from Acanthochromis polyacanthus (spiny chromis), 810 nucleotides. Its product is annotated as protein-lysine methyltransferase METTL21C-like. The coding region runs from base 1 to 657 and encodes 218 amino acids. NCBI's taxonomy places the organism in Eukaryota, Metazoa, Chordata, Actinopteri, Pomacentridae. The record is from RefSeq and is a predicted model, not a curated record. Gene Ontology annotation, cellular component: cytoplasm; cytosol. Gene Ontology annotation, molecular function: protein-lysine N-methyltransferase activity. Gene Ontology annotation, biological process: peptidyl-lysine methylation. The transcript has 3 exons.